This is a messenger RNA of Liolophura sinensis, 1894 nucleotides long. RefSeq lists its product as uncharacterized. The coding region runs from base 88 to 549 and encodes 153 amino acids. NCBI's taxonomy places the organism in Eukaryota, Metazoa, Mollusca, Polyplacophora, Chitonida, Chitonidae. The record is from RefSeq and is a predicted model, not a curated record. The transcript has 6 exons.
CUACGAUUAGGCCAGUUGAAAUAUUUUAAGCUAGGUGUAGCAGUGGGUUGUCGUGUUAUCUAGACAGGUGUACUUUGUAGAGCCGUGAUGGUGUUGGUCUCCUCUAUGAUACAGUCGGGUCUUCAGGCCGUGCUAAGACCGGGUGUGUGGGUGCCCGGGAUACGUGAUCUACACCGGCACCGUGAGAGCUGGCGGACGAAGAUUCCCGCGAGAGACUUCAUGAAGUUGACCCUCACAGCUUUGGAAACUCUUAUCAAAUCUGACACAAAGGGAACUUACUACGAUAUUCACAAGCUGGACGAGCAAGAGUGUUUCAUCCGUAUUUUAGUGUUUACUUGGGCGGAAUGGCUGGACGUAGUGGAAAUACAAUUUUACGACAACCAAGCCGAGGUGUAUUCUUUCUCAUCCGGGUUCCUACCAGUGUGCGUUCCGUUCGCCUUUGUUCUCAAUGCUGUGUUGUGCUUCAUUCCCUUUAGCGAUCUCAAUUUGAACAAGGAAAGAAUCGACCAAUUACGUCGUGCCAUGGGCAUAGAUAUUGAAGUCAACUGAACUGGUAACUGCACCAGCAACCGAGGAAACUGUAACCUAAUACGGGGUUGUCGAGUUAUGACAUUACAACAUUAAAGCUCGGUAUAAGGCAAAUCGAUGCAAUUUAACAUAUGCGGACGUAUACAUUAAUCAAUGUUAUCCAUUAUAUUAAAGUCAGGAAGUUUAAGUCAUCUCUACUGGAAAACUUUCAUAAAUAUGUCAAAAUGCACUGAUUUGCAGCACGUCCCAGUACAAAGGGACGUCACUCUGAUGUCGUGGCGUCGAAACUCGCGUAUCGUAUAUUAUGGAUACCUGUGUACACUUUACGACCUGGAAAUGCACGAUUAGUUAUCGACAGGAUAGCGGAGCUUUACAACAAAGUGCGCCCUGCUACAACUGAGUGCUCACCACGGCUAACUGGAAUUACAGAGUUUCACACGACACGAGUGACAGUUACGCUGUGUAUGACUACGUAUGACGAAAUCACCUGUUGCUGAGGCUGUUGUACAAUUUGUGAUGGGGAACAUGUGCUGAACAACUGUGUGGACAAACAGGUGGGCCCCAUGUAAUUGUGUCAACGGAGAAAUGGACCCCGUGUGAAGGUGUCAGCGGAGAAGUGGACCCCCGUGUGAUGGUGUCAUCGGGCAGUGGACCCACAGCUAUCCGAAAGAUUAAACGGCUGGAAUACUGUUGAAAGUUUACCAAUGCCGGCUUUGACAUGUUACAGUUUUAGGAAAUUGGUGGAAAAAUAAGGUAGGAUUCGAGCUGGGAUGUUUUUAGUGAAAUUGUCCGCGUGGAAGUCUAUUUGACCUAAAGUGGACUCCAUGUGAGGAUAUCAGCGGAGAAGUGCACCCUGUGUAAGGGUGUCAGCGGACAAGUGGAACCCGCGUGAUGGUAUCAGCGGAGAAGUGCACCCUGUGUAAGGGUGUCAGCGGACAAGUGGGACCCGCGUGAUGGUGUCAGUGGACAAGUGGGACCCGCGUGAUGGUAUCAGCGGACAAGUGGGACCCGCGUGAUGGUGUCAGUGGACAAGUGGGACCCGCGUGAUGGUAUCAGCGGACAAGUGGGACCCGCGUGAUGGUGCCAUUGGACAAGUGGGACCCGCGUGAUCAGCGGAGAAGUUCACCCGCGUGUAAGGGUGUCAGCGGACAUGUGGGACCUGCGUGAUGAUAUCAGCGGAUGUAGAUUUGCCUUGAUAACUGUUCUUUUCAUCCAGAGACAUUUUGAUCUCAAUUUCAGAACAUCGAUGAUGAGUGAUUUACUCUUUACCGGGUAUAAACGCAUAGGUAGGGAAAUUUAAGUAAUAUUUGAUCCAAGCACAAAAGUUAUUUUCUCUGAUUCCGUCGCCAUGCACAUAUCCAUAUUU